This is a messenger RNA of Gadus morhua (Atlantic cod), 3832 nucleotides long. Its product is annotated as cyclin-Y. NCBI's taxonomy places the organism in Eukaryota, Metazoa, Chordata, Actinopteri, Gadiformes, Gadidae. The record is from RefSeq and is a predicted model, not a curated record. The transcript is spliced from 11 exons. Gene Ontology annotation, biological process: regulation of cyclin-dependent protein serine/threonine kinase activity. Gene Ontology annotation, molecular function: protein kinase binding. The coding region runs from base 697 to 1737 and encodes 346 amino acids.
GAAAGGGUGAUAAGGAGGAGAGGUUGUAAGAUCGAGUAUUAGCCCUUUUUAUUUAUUUUAUAUUGUUUACAUUGUUAUAUUAACUUUCUAAUGUCUUUGUUUGUAGUACCUAUUAUACAGCUGUAUUAUAAAUGAAUUGUUUGACGCGUUAAAGAUCUGGACUCAGUCUCUGGUGACCUCUAGCGAUGAUCUCGGUGAACUGCGAUCAGGGUAAUGACUUCAUGAUGGGCGUCUGUCUCCUCCUAAGUAACGUCCCUUUAUUUCUGCGGUCCAUAGUAGAGGUUUACUAAUACUUAUAGAUUGAGAUGCAGUUUCUAUCAGGGAACUUAUCUCACUCUCUCACACUCUACUCGUUUUCUCGCGAGGACAGCAACUCUCGCCUCCCCGCUCUGUACUGGUGGAUGUGAUCCGACAGACAUCCAAGAAUGUCUUCCAUCGUCCACGGAUGGCCCGACCCUUCGCGCGUGCGCAGUAUCGCCCAUCGCCCAUUCACUCCCACGGCGGAUUACCAUCCGCGGCAUCGGGUUUGAAUCGUGCGCGGACCUUGGACGGUUUAUCACGGCGUGAAUAUCAGGACACCCGCAGGCUGUCAUGGGGUCCCCGUGAGACUGGAACGGGUGAACCGACCCUCCGGUUAACGGGCUUCUUCUUCCUCCUCCUCCGACGCUCGGCGGUACAAAGCGUCGCGCGGCAGCGAUGGGGGGCACGACCUCCUGCUGCGUGCCCGCGAGCCCCAAGCGGCGGCGGAACGCCCACGCGAGGCUCGAGUCCUUCACGGAACCGGAGAUCAGCCGUGAGGACAGCGGCUGCAACCUGCAGCACAUCAGCGACCGGGAGAACGUCGACGAGCUCAACAUGGAGUCCAACCCUGCCGACCAUCCACGGGCCGGGACCAUGUUCCUCAGCAAGUCCCAGACUGACGUGCGAGAGAAGCGAAAGAGUAUCUUCAUCAACAAUUUAACACACCUGAUGGAACCCAGGCAGUCCAACACCAGGUGUAAACACAGCUCUUGUUCCACUAUCUUCCUGGAUGACAGCACAGUGAGCCAGCCUAACCUCAAGUACACCAUAAAAUGUGUGGCCCUGGCCAUCUUCUACCACAUCAAAAACCGAGACUCUCAUGGCGGCACGGUGCAGGACAUCUUUGACGAGAAGCUCCACCCCCUCACGAACUCGGCGGUCCCUGCGGACUACAAUGAUCAGGACCCUGAGCAGAAGCAGAUCUACCGGUUCGUGCGGACGCUGUUCUGCUCGGCCCAGCUCACCGCAGAGUGCGCCAUCGUCACCCUGGUGUACCUGGAGCGACUCCUGACGUACGCGGAGAUGACCAUUGGCCCCGGCAACUGGAAACGCAUCGUCCUGGGCGCCAUUUUGCUGGCGUCCAAGGUGUGGGAUGACCAGGCGGUCUGGAACGUGGACUACUGCCAGAUCCUCAAGGACAUCACCGUCGAGGACAUGAACGAGCUGGAGCGCGACUUCCUGGAGCUGCUGCAGUUCAACAUCAACGUGCCGUCCAGUGUCUACGCCAAGUACUACUUCGACCUGCGCUCAAUGGCCGAGGCCAAUAACCUCAGCUUCCCCCUCGAGCCGCUCAGCAGGGACAAGGCCCAGAAGCUAGAGGCGAUCUCCCGUCUGUGUGACGACCGCUAUAAGGACGUGCGGCGUGCGUCCAGGAAGCGCUGGUCCAGCGUGGACAACCUGUGUGGCGUCCCCUGGGUCCCCGCCAUCCUGUCCUAGCGCCUAGCAACAGCCUGGACACUGGGGACGCCUGGCGACCAGCCAUGGACACUGGAGACGCCUAGCAACCAGCCAUGGACACUGGCAAUGCCUAGCAACCAGCCACGGCACUGGGGACGCCUAGCAACCAGCCGUGGACACUGGUAACGCCUAGCAACCAGCCAUGACCACUGGUAACCCCAAGGAACCAGCCAUGGACACUGGUCACCGCUAGCAACCAGCCAUCGACACUGGUCAUCUCUAGCAACUCACGAUCUGCCACAGAGACUGGUAUCCCCUAGCAACCAACAAUGGUAACCGCUAUCCCCUACAACCUGGUCACCACUAGCACCCUCCUAUGGAUAAUGGUAACCAAUGGCAACCUCCCAUGAAUACUUGUCACCGAUGGCAACAUUCCAUAGAUACUGGCACAUCCUAGCAACAGGCCCUGGAUACUGGUCACCAAGGACACAGGUAGCCACUGGCAACCUGCGACGGCCACCGGUAACCAACGGCAACAUUCCGUAGAUGGUAGAGCAACGGCAGGAGGCCACGGACACGACCCCAGGACGGGGUCAGAAACAACCUCCUGACCUCUGGCCCCAAGGCCCGGCGCCACUCCUGGGUCCAGGACCGGAUCAUUAUCUGAACUUUGACCUCCACAGUGCCUCAACUCUCGUGGUCCGAAUGGGAGGGGGGGGGGCGGGGGUGGCAAUCACAUACAAAAGAAACUGCUCCCCAAACAAACUUUCUUUUUGGCCACUUUCAAAAUAUCUUUAUUUGUUCAUCUUGGCGCUGUGUGUUACCACGGGAACAACGUCUCACACCAUUUACACUACAGUAUUGCAGUCCCUCCAGUGCCCCCCUCGCCACCCUGGGGGAGGGGGGGGGGGGGUUGUGUAACCAGGCUGCCUCGUCUGACCCUUGACCCCCGGGGGGGCCUCCCUCCUGGGGUCUCUCAGGUAGCGUGUUAGAUGCUCUGUGUGCUUCUGCUCUCGUUCUCUAGAGUUUGGCUCGACGUACGGAAAACAUUUGAUAUUAAUAUUAAUAUAACUGAUAUCUUCACUGAAAUGCAGUCAAACAAUAAUUAGUUGUUCCUUGUGUUGCACUGCACCGAUCGAAACGCACACUCGAGAUGUAAAGAGACGACGGUGUCUCUAAGUUAAAGCACAUUGAAGCAGUUUGCUGGUAUUUGUUUAAAUACCUCAUAUUCAGAACAUAAUGUCUUAUUUCGACCAGCAGAGGCCGCCGCCACCACACCGAUCCGUUUCCAUGGUUUCCAUCAAGUUAUUUCAAUGCCAAUAGUAGAUCUGCUGCAUAUUAUAUUUUAGGAAAGAAAAAAAACAUGUUAAAUCGAUCAAAUGCCGAUCAGACUAGAAAGUUGGGAAGUGAAUCAUUAGAUCGUUAGUUUUGACCGACAGGCGAUAAAUCAGUGGGUGGUCAAACAGGGGAGCCAAUAGGAAGAGGAGAUGCACAUGACCCGGUAUCUCUUCCUCGUUUAACUAUUUAGCAACCCGUCAAAAUGGUUGACUGUUGUGUGACGGACGGACCGGAUUGUGUUGUCAUUCCCAGUGGGCUCACAAGACAUUCCCCAUAAAGAGAAACGCUCCUUUAUGGGGAAAUAACCCACAAUGCAUUGCUCUGUGUUGUGUGUUCUUCACUGUGAAAUCAACUGUAAAUGUUAUUUAUGGAAACUCAAAGUACCAAAGUAUUUAUUAGCCUUUAUUUUCUAUUUUUCAAAUUCUGGUCAGUGAUUGUUUGUGUACGAUUUUGGACUGUUACAAGUGGACCAAAUUUAACUUAAUAAUUAUAAUUGAAUCGUUAUUAUUACGUCAAACGCUCAACUCAUUCUGUUCCUAUUCUGUUUUUACUAAAUAAACGAAAUUGUCAGUAAAAAGUAUCAAGUUAUAUAACUAUCAAGCUAUUAUUACUAUUCAUUAUUAUCACUCUUAUCUGAGAGUUUUCUGAACAUGACAAAAGUUGAAUUCAUGAAUAAUCUUUGUGAUUGAAGAAGUGAUGCAGGUGGAACAUUUAUAUCUAGUGUUGAAAUGUGUUUGUAAUAAAAUACCUCAGAUUCCCAAGAAGCUUUUGAUUUGAAACGUUAAUCCAAGAUAUU